AUGUUUUUUGUCGCCAUGCUGUUGGCCCUGAUCGGUUUUCUAUCAACCGGCUCGAACCGCACCCGCAUCUACACCGGUUGGAAGGCAAGGCUGGGCGGCUGCAUAUCGUGUGCCAUCUUCCUGGUCUUCACCUACGCAGCACACCUGUUCUGGAUUUUCGUCUUUAGCGUAGUUGUCGCUCUCACCGUUAUUUAUUUCAUCUUUUACCGUGUCUGCUUGUUGAUGCCCGACUACACGACAGCCACCUGCCUUGAUCUGUCAGUGUUUUCGCCUGUGCUCAACAUGACGGGUCGUCCGGCUAGUCUAAAAAUCUGCGGAAGCAACCUGCAGCAGUUCUGCACGUUGGCGGAAACGGCCAGCAAUUACUACGCGAUCGCUUACUUCGCCGCUGCAGCCGUCAUGUUGAGUCUCGUUCAUUUCAUGAUCUGCCUCGCUGCUAACUACGCUCACAUCAAACAUGGCUACAAGUACUUCGAGUUGAAGGAGGUGGAGGAGAACGAGCUGGGUAGAUAUCGAGAUACUUACGCCUCUUACUGA
Molecule: messenger RNA, 537 nt
Organism: Soboliphyme baturini
Lineage: Eukaryota; Metazoa; Nematoda; Enoplea; Dioctophymatida; Soboliphymatidae
Source: the annotation of a GenBank genome assembly